UCUCUCUCUCUCUCUCUCUCUCUUCUCCAUUACCUCUCUCUCUCUCUCUCUCUCUCUCUCCCCUCUUCCCAAAAGAGCCCAAGGAGAGGUACUUCUGUGGACUAUACUUCAUCUCCGCACUAGGCCUACUGUUUCAUCUCUUUUUGAUUCUUUCCCCUCUCUUAACCAUUGUUGGAUCUCUGAGAAAAGGGUCAUACGGUUUUUUUUUUUUUUUUUCCCAUUCUACUGCUCCAAAUUUGGAGAUAUGUAAACACGAAGGUCCGUAAUGGAGAGUGAGGAAUGGGAAUCCUAUCCUUCAGCCUUCAUUGAAGGCAAGGAUCUAAAGAAAGACCUUAAUUCCGAGUAUCAUACCGACCAGGAUAAAGGCGCAUUAGUUUCCUUGGAUACCAUUCUCCCUGAUGACCUCUUGGAGAAAAUACUCUCUUUCUUGUCCAUUGUUGGUAUAAUUAGAUCAGGCUCCGUGUGCAAGAGAUGGAAUGAUGCCGUGCAAAGGUAUAAACAUACGAAAAUGGUACCCCAAAAGCCAUGGUAUUUCAUGUUCACGUGCGGCGAGGAAGCUGUGGCAGGGUACUCUUACGACCCAAGUCUGAAAAAGUGGUACAAUUUCAAUUUCCCUUGCAUUGAGAAGAGCAAUUGGUCUAUCUCAUUUUCCUAUGGAUUAGUAUGCUUAAUGGAUAGUGAAAAUAAAAGUCGUGUCUUUGUGUGCAACCCUAUCACUAAGCAUAGGCGGAAGCUUCCCUAUGCUCCGGGUGGAAACUCCCCCGACUAUAGCGCGCUUGCUAUAUCGGUCGAUAAAGAGUGUCAUAAUUACACCAUAGUGGUCGCAAAGUGUGGGCAAGUGCCGGAGGAGCAUCAUCUGUGGAAUAUAUCAAUCCAUAUUUAUUUUUCGGAAAGUGACGAGUGGUUCGAUCCCUUCAAUGAAACUUUAGUAGGUUGGAGAGGUUGUGAUGAUUGUGUCAUUUGUGAUGGAGUUUUGUAUUAUUUGCUUUACUCUUCUGGUUAUGUUGGGCAUAUCGCAUCGCGCCAUUGUUUGGCUAUGUAUGACCUCUCAACCAGGCCGGGUCAUUUUUCUUUAAUGAAUACAGCUAUACCUGCGCCAUGUACACUCACAUGUGGCAGGCUUAUGAACCUAAGGGAUAGAGUUAUUCUGGUUGGAGGAAUAGGGAAGCAGGAUAGGCCGGGAGUUAUCAAGGGGAUUGGGAUUUGGGAGCUUCGAGAUAAGAAGGAAUGGUGCGAGGUUGCGCGCAUGCCUCAGAAGUUUUUCCAAGGAUUUGGAGAGCUUGAUGAAGUAUUCGCAAGCAGUGGUUGCGAUGAUUUGAUUUAUAUACAGAGCUAUGGGUCGCCGGCUUUGCUUACUUUCGACGUGAGCCAGAAGCUAUGGAAGUGGACGGUGAGGAGUCCCGUUUCAAAGAGGUUCCCGCUACAGCUCUUCACUGGAUUUUGUUUCGAGCCACGGCUAGAAAUUGCUUCGUAGUUGUAUCUGUUUCUGUUGCUUUGAAACUUGGUUUUUACAAGAUAUGACAUUUUGCAAACUUUUGGAGCUGUUGAAGAAGUCUACGAAACUUAAUGGAUACCAAAACGAAGAUGUUUUAACUAUAGAGAAUCAUUUUCAUUUCUUUCAGUUCUAAAUUGGCUUUUUUUGUUUUUGUUUUCUUUAUAUUGCUGGGUCUAUAAUAUGAGUUGUUUCUUGAUAGUUAUUUGAGCUGUAGAAAGCAAAAGAUGAUACCUAACAUUCCUGAGAAGGCAAUGCCCUUAUACUCUCUGUUUCAUGAUGACAAUGAUUUGUUUCUCUUACCACAUGAAGUAAGACUUCACUUGUAUACCAUUAAA
Ananas comosus (pineapple) is the source of this 1830-nucleotide messenger RNA. Its product is annotated as F-box/kelch-repeat protein At3g61590-like. Gene Ontology annotation, molecular function: protein binding. The record is from RefSeq and is a predicted model, not a curated record. The transcript has 2 exons. NCBI's taxonomy places the organism in Eukaryota, Viridiplantae, Streptophyta, Magnoliopsida, Poales, Bromeliaceae. The coding region runs from base 266 to 1474 and encodes 402 amino acids.